UAACUAGAUUACCGGAACAUCCCCAUACCAUAAAAAAAAAACCCCACCAUGGCUUCGUUAUCCUUGCUCCCCUCUCCUUCCUCCUCCUCCUCCUCCUCCUCUCUUUCCUCCCUCCACCACACCACCCGUUCCUCAUCCCGCCUCACCCUACGCACCCCGUCCCUUAACCUCCGCACCCGCACCAAAAUCUCCUCCAUCAAAGCCCAAUCCGCUCCAGUCCUCACCCAGGACGACCUUAAAAAACUUGCUGCCGACAAAGCCGUAGAGUAUGUCAAAUCCGGCAUGGUCCUCGGCCUUGGUACCGGCUCCACCGCCGCCUUCGUGGUAGCCAAACUCGGCGAGCUCUUAAAGACCGGGGAACUGAAAGACAUCAUUGGAGUCCCAACUUCUAAACGCACAGAAGAACAAGCUCGUUCUCUUAACAUUCCCCUUUCGGUCCUGGAUGACCAUCCCCACAUUGAUCUUGCCAUUGAUGGAGCUGAUGAGGUAGACCCACUUCUUAAUUUAGUAAAGGGUCGGGGUGGAGCCCUUUUGAGAGAGAAAAUGGUUGAAGCUGCAUCGGAUGAGUUUGUUGUUGUCGCUGAUGACACUAAGCUUGUGGAUGGUCUUGGUGGAAGUAAGCUGGCAAUGCCAGUUGAAGUAGUGCAAUUUUGUUGGAAAUAUAACUUGUUGAGGUUACAAGAAAUGUUUAAAGAUGAAGGGGUUGAGGCUAAAUUGAGAGCUGGUGAAGAUGGGAAGCCUUAUGUGACCGAUAAUUUUAACUAUAUUGUUGAUUUGUACUUUGAGAAUCCCAUUAAAGAUGGGUAUGCCGCGGGGAAGGAGAUUUCGGGGCUUGAAGGUGUCGUGGAACAUGGUUUGUUUUUGGAUAUGGCGACCGCGGUUAUUAUUGCUGGGAAGACAGGAGUUGAGGUUAAAAGCAAGUGAGGAUUUCUAAUCUUUAUGUUAUUUGAUGCUUUGUUACAUUGACAUUGGUGUUGUUCAUUAUUUUUGUUGCGGUGAAUUUGAGCUCUUGGGACUCUUAGUUGGAUAAUUUUGUUGCUUUGCUCAUUAGUAUAGGAAUGGAAAUGGGAAAUGAUCAAAAUGAAUGAAUUGGUUUCAUGGGUAUAUCAUUCAUGGAAUGCUUAAUGCCACCUCGUUUUGAUAUUGGGAUGAAUAAAUGGAUGGCUUGUCAUGUUGCUUCC
Molecule: messenger RNA, 1181 nt
Organism: Populus trichocarpa (black cottonwood)
Lineage: Eukaryota; Viridiplantae; Streptophyta; Magnoliopsida; Malpighiales; Salicaceae
Product: probable ribose-5-phosphate isomerase 3, chloroplastic
Exons: 1
Coding region: 49-924 (291 amino acids)
Biological process (GO): pentose-phosphate shunt, non-oxidative branch
Molecular function (GO): ribose-5-phosphate isomerase activity
Source: RefSeq, a predicted model, not a curated record